UCAACUUCGCCAUUCAAUUCCUCUCAAAUUCUUUUGUCCAAAACCCAAUUUUUUUUUCAAUGUCCUUAAACGAUGACGAAGAAGAAGAAUCAUCCGGAAGCGACGCCGACGAUGGAUUUGACGAAGACAUGGAAGCUUUAAGAAGAGCCUGUCUUCUCACUGGAACAAACGUAGAUGACCUCGAAAACCCCUGCUCUCCCUCCCCAGCGGUCACCGCCACUACUAGCGGAGCCGCCGCCACUACUGGUUCCGAUUCGGAUGCUGAUGACGCCGAAGAUGACCUUGAAUUGGUCCGUAAUAUACAGAAAAGAUUCGCGAUUGUGACUGAUAAUGCAUUGGAGCCAUUGACACUCGAGCCUUUAUACUCGAUACAUCCCUCUGCGAACGAAGAUGAUGAUUUUGAAACUCUCCGCGCUAUACAGCGGCGGUUUUUUGCUUAUAGUGAAGGUGGGCUGGGAGAAAGCACGGAAGUUGUAUCUCACAAACCUGAGAAUUCUAAUUUGCAAGAAGAGUCUCCCAGUUAUCUGGACAAGAUCAACAAUGCCACCAAGGAUAUUGAAGCUUGUAGUAAGGUUAAUGCUGGAACCCAGCCUUCUGAUUUCAGUGAGUGGCACGAUUCUGAUUCUGUUAAUGCAGCUAUAUUGCCUGUUAAAGGUUCCUCUUUCCCAAAAGCAGCUGAAGCCUUUGUGGAUGCAAUCAAGAAGAAUAGGUCUUGUCAGAAACUAAUUAGGAGCAAAUUGUUGCACAUUGAAACCAGGAUUGAAGAGCUAAAAAAAUUGAAGGAAAGGGUGAAAAUCCUGAAAGAUUUUCAGGCUACUUGUAGAAAGAGAGUUGGCCAAGCCUUAUCACAGAAGAAGGAUGCCCGCGUCCAGCUAAUAUCUGUGCCAAAGCUAAGUGCUAAUGUGCAGCUUAGUCAGAAGAAGUCAUCUCCUAUGCAAUAUGGGCCUGCUGAGAAUUCUCAAGUUGCUAAUUAUAGAGAGGCUUUAGAAAAGUUUCCUGUAUCUGUGAUUCGAAAUAAGUGGUCAAAGGAAGAGAGAGAGAAGCUCUCGAAUGGUGUGAAACAGCAAUUUCAAAAGAUGUUGCUUCAAAGAUCAGUUGAUUUACUAAGUGAUGGAGAUGGAUCUUUUGAUGAUUCUGAUAAUUUGGACAGCAUUGUUGCAUCAAUCAGGGAUCUCGAUAUUACCCCUGACAAGAUGAGACAAUUUCUGCCAAAGGUCAACUGGGAUGAGUUAGCCUCCAUGUAUCUUCCUGGUAGAUCCGGUGCCGAAUGUCAAGCAAGGUGGUUGAACUGUGAGGACCCCUUAAUUAACCAAAAUUCUUGGACUUCAACCGAGGACAAGAAUCUGCUGCAUGUUGUUCAACAGAAGGGGCUUAGUAACUGGAUAGAUAUUGCUGUAUCAAUGGGGACAAAUAGGACCCCGUUUCAGUGCUUGGCUCGUUAUCAAAGAAGCCUUAAUGCUUCCAUAAUCAAAAGGGAGUGGACUGAGGAGGAGGAUAAUCAACUUCGAGCAGCCGUAGAGGCUUUUGGAGAAAGCAACUGGCAGGUCGUUGCUUCGGCUAUGGAAGGGCGGAUAGGUACCCAAUGCUCUAAUAGAUGGAUGAAAUCACUUCACCCAGCCAGGCAAAGGGUUGGUAAGUGGACUCCAGAGGAAGACAAGCGCUUAAAAGUUGCUGUGAUGCUCUUUGGGCCGAAAACUUGGAAAAAAAUAGCCCGAUUUGUCCCUGGAAGGACACAAGUUCAGUGUAGAGAAAGAUGGGUGAACUGCUUAGAUCCCUCUCUAAAUCGGAAUGACUGGACACAAGAAGAGGAUUCAAAAUUAAAGGCAGCCAUUGAAGAGCAUGGCUAUUGUUGGUCUAAGGUUGCAGCGUGUGUUCCGCCUCGUACUGAUAGUCAGUGCCGAAGGAGAUGGAAGGUGCUUCUUCCACAUGAAGUGCCUUGGCUUCAAGCUGCCAAAAAGAUGCAAAGGGCCGCUCUGAUUUCAAACUUUGUCGAUCGGGAAUCAGAACGGCCUGGCCUACUGCCUAGUGAUUUUGUCCCAUUGCCAGAAAUAACUUGUACAUCUGAAUCUGAACGUAUCAAUCUCUCUGGACAUCAGAACUGGGGGUUGAGCGAUCUAUGCUCCGAGGAAGUUUUGGCCAGUGGCACUGUGGUGGAGAGCUUCACUGGUGAUUCAAUCUCAAGAAGGAAGAGACAAAAGAGGAAGUCAAGGAGGACCAAUCCUAUUGCUUCAUCGGAAGAACAUUUGUCCUAUUGUCCAGAUACAAUGCAUUCUUCAGAAACAAUGCACAGUAACGAUCUGGAGACAUUGGGUGGAUUUAAUCAUUGCCAAAAUAGAAGCUCACAGAAGUCCAAGGGCAUGGCUUCUGGGUACAAGUGUACUUCCAAAAAGAGGGCUAGGAGAACACAUCCCAAGAGGGAUGGAUGUUCUGAUAGUGUAGAUCGGAUAUCAUCUUCUAAUAACGUGAAUUCGUUGAUUAUGACUGGUGGAGAGGAGACAAGGGAACUGGUUAGAGAUGAUGGAUCUGGUACUCAGUGUAAACAAGAUUUUGACCAACAUCCAAGCUACAGCAGAUGCAACAAGUCACUAGAAGAAAAUGGAGGUUGUAAUGACACAGAAGGUCAUCAAUUAUCAUUUGAUAAUCCAAAUUUGUUGUUGAUAGCGAAAGGAGAAGAGGCAGUUGAAGUUAAUAGAAGCGAUGGAGUAGCUACCUUCGGUCAAAAGGCUUCUAAAUUACAUCCAAGACGGUCUGGACACAAUGAACCACCGGAUGGAAUUCCUGGAAUAUCCUUUCCCAAUACUGCUGAAUUUGAUGUUGUACAUGAUACUGUUGUUAAUAAGCAGAGAAGUGAGACCAAGUCAACUCCAGAGAAGAGUGAAAGUACUAAUGCUGUAGACCAUCACUCAUCAUCGCUGUUGAAUUCAACAGUGGAGAAGGACUUGGGUACAUCUGGCGUCAUUGGUAGCAAGAGAGGCAAAAGAUCAAGAAAUAGAGAUGAGAUUUCAGUAGUAGAAGAAACAGAAAAUGAUGACAUGACCCUUGCUGAAUUUUGCAAUAAAAGAUUAGCAGCAGAAAAUACAGGGGAUGAUGACAUGACGCUUGCUAUGUUUUGCAACAUGAUUAAGAAAAGGAGAAGAGGUUAAAUUAGCCAAUGAGUGCAUUCUUGCAGGAAAAGGCCAUUCCAUGGGAGAUGAGAACUUUGAGAAUACGGGAACUGCAUGGGAAACAUGGAAGUGUAUCUUGCCUAUACAAAAUUUGGAUUAUGGCAG
This is a messenger RNA of Coffea eugenioides, 3269 nucleotides long. RefSeq lists its product as uncharacterized. The transcript has 10 exons. NCBI's taxonomy places the organism in Eukaryota, Viridiplantae, Streptophyta, Magnoliopsida, Gentianales, Rubiaceae. The record is from RefSeq and is a predicted model, not a curated record. The coding region runs from base 60 to 3143 and encodes 1027 amino acids.